Messenger RNA from Phanerochaete carnosa HHB-10118-sp, 240 nucleotides. RefSeq lists its product as uncharacterized. The annotation marks the transcript as partial. The transcript has 2 exons. NCBI's taxonomy places the organism in Eukaryota, Fungi, Basidiomycota, Agaricomycetes, Polyporales, Phanerochaetaceae. The record is from RefSeq and is a predicted model, not a curated record.
AAUAUCCACAAAGUCCUUUGGGCGUUAAACCACAUCAUACGAGAAGAUCCCUUGCGUCGGGCAGCCUACGGGUUCACCAUUGAAGACACAUCCACUCGGCUGUGGUACUGCGAUCGUUCGCAGGUUAUUGCUAGCGCUUCCUUCGACUUCUUCAAGGACCCCAAGUCCAUCAUCAGAUUCUUCCUGGCAGCAUUGUAUGCUGACAAGACAGCCUUGGGAUGGGACCCUACUAUUACCCGU